Molecule: messenger RNA, 747 nt
Organism: Lecanosticta acicola
Lineage: Eukaryota; Fungi; Ascomycota; Dothideomycetes; Mycosphaerellales; Mycosphaerellaceae
Source: the annotation of a GenBank genome assembly
AUGGGUAACAAGCCGAGCGCUCUCUCGCAAGGCUCUGCGCAAGAUGUCUCCAGGUAAAAUUGCUCCGGCAAUGCUUCUACAGCUAGGUGCUAACGUGCUAACAACAGCCUCUUCAAUAAUCCUCGAUACUCGGACUUGACCAUCAAAUGCGGCGACAGAACUUGGAGCGUCCACAAGAACAUCGUCUGCACGAGGUGCGAGUUCUUCGAUGGGGCUUGCAAAGGGGGGUUCCAGGAGGCGACAUCGAACGAGAUCACUCUCGAUCACGACGAGCCUGAUGCUGUACACGCCCUACUCGAGUACAUCUACAGCGCGGAGUACGGAAGUCAAGGUCAUGAGGCUCUAUCGCUCCACGUUGAGGUCGCUAUCAUCGCCGACAAGUACAACAUGACCCAUCUCAACCGACUCGCCACUGAAAAAUUCACCCAAUGUAGUGCCAACAUCGCGAGAGACGGGGGCACAAACCCUUCCCCAUUCACACGCGCCAUCGCGCUCCUUUACAGCACCGACAUCAACGCAUUGCAAGGAAUCCGUGACUGCGCCAUGGAGGUCCUGAUGAAACACGGAGAUAAGAUCCUGCCCUACGGCCGACCAAGCGCUCUUCGACUUUUGGUGGUGGACACACCCUCGCUGGCGGCCGACCUCUUCUCCAAGUUCCAAGAACAAGCCAUGAAGCAAUUCGAUCCCCAGGCUCAGCCUCAACCGGACCUCGGCAAGGCACGUACGGUUAGAGGCUCGAUCCCUUGA